Molecule: messenger RNA, 1205 nt
Organism: Vigna unguiculata (cowpea)
Lineage: Eukaryota; Viridiplantae; Streptophyta; Magnoliopsida; Fabales; Fabaceae
Product: CASP-like protein 2B1
Source: RefSeq, a predicted model, not a curated record
UAGAAACUGUCACUACUAAUUUCUGGAAAUUUUUUUUUUUGAAGAAGCUCUAAAAACCACAUUUUUUUUGCUAUUUAGUAGUGUCCUUAAAUGCAGAACCAGAAAUAACAACAGUGUUCUUAAUUAAUAACCCCAUUUUUGUUUAAUGGUUGAGUGGAGUAUCCUUUCUCAAUACGUGUUCUCUUCUCUGCCUUCUCAGUUCUAGGUUUUGACCACUUGGCAGGCACUCUUCAAUUGCCUUAUCAACUAGGUUUCAUCAUCACUCGUUAGAAAUUUAUUAGAACAAAUUUUGUGUUAUAUAUAAAUAAUAGUGGAGACCCUCUUCGCUGUUCACUUUUGUUUUCUCAUUUCUUCUAUUUUGUUUUUUCUUACCGUUUCUCUUCUUGUACUGGAGUGUUGAUCUGAGAGUGGAAAAUGAGUUAUUUGGGUUUGGGUGUUAGUCCUGGUACUGUUCCAGUGUACCAUGGAACAAAACUCAAAGUGUUGGAUAGGAAGGUGAGGAUUGCAGAGAUGGUGCUAAGGGGUGUGAGCCUUGGUCUAGGAGUUCUUGCCAUUGUUCUUGUGGUCACUGAUUCCCAAGUCAAAGAGUUUUUCUCCUUUCAGAAGAAAGCUAAAUUUACAGACAUGAAGGCUUUGGUGUUCUUGGUAAUUGCCAAUGGAAUAACUGUUGGGUACUCCUUAAUCCAAGGAUUGCGCUGUGUUGUGAGUAUGGUUAGAGGACAUGUACUCUUCAGCAAACCCUUAGCUUGGCUCAUUUUCUCUGGUGAUCAGGUGAUGGCUUAUGUGACAGUGGCUGCAGUGGCGGCGGCACUGCAAUCUGGCAUGAUUGGAAAGGCAGGGCAAGCAGAACUUCAGUGGAUGAAAGUGUGCAACAUGUAUGGCAAAUUCUGCAACCAAAUGGGAGAAGGGAUAGGAUGUUCUUUAGUGGUUAGCAUUAGCAUGGUGGUCCUCUCUUGUAUUUCUGCUUUUAGUCUCUUCCGUUUGUAUGGCACCAACAAAAACAAACAUUCAGGUUGGUAGGUAUUAUUGAAAACUAAAUAAAUACCGUGCUUUCUUCAACUUAACCACCUACUUCCCUUGUCACUCUUUCUUCCUCGAUGCUAAUUUCGAAGCCUCUUGGUUAUGGAUGAAACAUUAUGAUAGGGAAUGGUGAAUCAUCCUCCACGUGUGAAUUUAAUAAACUUGUGUACUUUAGUUUUACUAUA